AUGUCUUCCUAUCUCGAACAGCUAUUCUCCCUCGACGGCUCUCUCGCCAUCCUAACUGGUGGCACCCGCGGCAUUGGCCAAGCCAUGGCCCUCGCCCUAGCUAACGCAGGCGCCGACGUGAUCCUCAUUCAGCGCAACUCAGAAAACCUCUCCACCAAGACCCAAAUCGAGUCCCUCGGCCGUAAGGCCUUCGUCUAUACGGUCGACCUCGCCAACCAGCAAGAAGUGGAGGACUUGACAAAGCGCAUCCUAUCCGACGGCCACGACCCGGAUAUCCUCGUUACUUGCGCCGGCAUCCAGCGGCGCCACCCUGCUCACGUGUUUCCCUUGAGCGACUGGGACGACGUCCUGCAGGUCAACCUGCGGACCGUAUUCACGCUCUGCCGCGACGUAGGAGCUUACCUUCUAACUCGGAAUCCGGACAAAGCAACGGGCAGGCGCGGCGCCAUUAUAAACGUCGCCUCGCUAGUUUCCUUCCAGGGUGGUAUCACAGUACCGGCGUACGCAGCGGCCAAGGGCGGGAUAGCGCAACUUACCAAGGCACUGUCGAAUGAGUGGUCGGGGAAGGGUAUCAAUGUCAAUGCGAUUGCGCCGGGGUAUGUGGCGACGGAUAUGAAUGAGGCUCUGCUGAGGGAUGAGCAGAGAGCGAAGGGGAUAUUGGAGAGGAUUCCCGCGGGGAGGUGGGGAAUGCGGGGGGAUUUUGAGGGGGCGACGGUGUUUCUGGCUGGGAGGGGGUGUCGGUAUGUGAGUGGGGAAGUUUUGACGGUUGAUGGGGGAUGGAUGGGAAGGUAG
This is a messenger RNA of Pseudomassariella vexata, 792 nucleotides long. RefSeq names its product 2-deoxy-D-gluconate 3-dehydrogenase. NCBI's taxonomy places the organism in Eukaryota, Fungi, Ascomycota, Sordariomycetes, Amphisphaeriales, Pseudomassariaceae. Gene Ontology annotation, molecular function: oxidoreductase activity, acting on the CH-OH group of donors, NAD or NADP as acceptor. The transcript has a single exon. The coding region runs from base 1 to 792 and encodes 263 amino acids. The record is from RefSeq and is a predicted model, not a curated record.